This is a messenger RNA of Salvia hispanica, 573 nucleotides long. NCBI's taxonomy places the organism in Eukaryota, Viridiplantae, Streptophyta, Magnoliopsida, Lamiales, Lamiaceae. The record is from RefSeq and is a predicted model, not a curated record.
AUGGCCAAAGCUCCAACGUUCUCUCUCAUCAUCCUCAUUUUCAUAGCCAUUUCCCUCCCAACAAACUCCAAAGAAUUCCCUACAAAGGGAGAGAUGCGGAGGUCACAGCAGCUAACUCACUUCCUCUUCUACUUCCACUACCACCUCCGCGGCAACGAGACGUCGGUCUUGGUGGUGGCGCAGGCCCCCACCACCAACACCUACCGAACCAGGUUUGGCGAGGUGCAGGUCGUCGACAUUCGGCUCACGGAGGGCCCGAACCUGAGCUCGAGGACGUUGGGGCGAGCUCAGGGGUUGUUCACGUAUGCCGAUGUGAGGGAAACAGGGUUAUUAAUGGUCUACAAUUACUUCUUCACCGAGGGGAGGUAUAACGGCAGCACACUGAACGUGAUGGGGAGGUAUCCGCCGCGGUCGGAUAAUAUUGAGAUGGCGGUCAUCGGCGGCAGCGGCCAUCUCCGGGGUGCGAGGGGGUAUGUUCGGGUUAGGGAAUUAGUGAAUGAUUUGGAAAGGGGGAUUGAUAUAGAUGAGCAUCAUGUCUCUGUCAUCUUCCCUUCCCCUUUGUUGGAUAUUUAG